AUGCAAUCCAAUAACAAUAAGCUGGCCGAGUUACACAAGCCGUCGCAGUUUUUCCGAGCGCCAGCAAAACUCUGCUGCUUUAUCCGCAAAACUAUAAAUAAACACGCGCAGAAGGAAAAAGAUAAAAACAAGGGCAAUUGUCUCGUUCUCCAAGUCUCGAGAUAUUCCCAGCGCCUCGGCAUCGGCAUCUCACGUCAUUUCGCGACUGCAAAAGGACAGGCUAGGCCACUUUCGCGCUUCCUCGACCCGCUAAGGCCAUUUCCCAUCUACAACUUCUUCUCAGCCAAUCCGUCCAACUGCGUAUAUCUACGGCGCCGAGCCUCGCCAUUUCCUCCCUCGCCAUCGCCAUCCGAACCGGACACGACACGACACGAGAAACGACCGGUGCAGAUCCAUUCGCCUGCCAUGUACGCCAACAACUACGGCUUUGGCAAUGCCGCGCCCAACUUCAACCCCGCGGGCACACCGCAGCCAGGAAUGCAGCCGGGCCAGCAGGUCAUGUUCAACCGCCAGCAGCAAUUCGCCGGCAUGGCUCCUCAAGGGGCGUUUCCUGGGGGGAACCCGCACAUGGUUGCCGACGCCAACUCGGCCAACUCCAUGAUGCAGUCGCAAGGCAUGAUGCCGUCGCAUGGCAUGCCCGGCAUGGCGCCAAACAACCAGAUGGCCUACCAGCAACAAUUCCCCGGCGCGGCGUACGGUCAAGUCCUCCCCGCGGGCGUCGGUCCUCAGGGCUUCGUUCCGAAUAACUACAUGAUGGGUGCCGGGAUGCCGGGCUUUCCCAUGGGCCAGCCCGGCAUGCCUCAGCAGCAGCAGAUGAUGAUGCAACGAAUGCAACAGCAGCAACAAGCCCAGCAACAGGCUCAACAACAGCAAGCUCAGCAGCAGCAGCAGCAGCAGCAGCAGCAGCCGAACCAGGCCAUGGGCCAGGUGUCGACUCCCCAGAGACCCCCGAGCACAGCCCAAGGAACGCCGACAAACAUCAUGCCUCCCCAGCAGCCUCAGUUCUCGACUCCGCAACCCAUGUCCCAGGGACAGACGCCGACAAAUCAACAGCAGAUGGGAUUGAACACCCCCCAGACACCGACGUUUUCCUCCAAUCCGGCCAGCGGCAUGGCUGGUCCACCAACGGGUGCGGUACCUAUGAGCCCUACAACAGAGGCUCUGGAAAAGGAGAGGUUCGCCCUGCUGUUAGACAUCAACCACGAGCUACUGUACGAGUCGAUCCAGAUCCAGACAACGCUACAAGAAAUGAAAAAGGAGUUUGCCGCUGUCAAUGGCAAUAUCCCAGACAGGAAACCUUCCGAUGAGGAGAACCACUUCCAGCAGGACUAUCUGCAUUGCAUGCGACGACUACAAGCCAACCUGUCGUACAUGGCUGCACUAGCAGAUAGGAAGCCAGAAGUCAAGGGACCGCCUUGUCCGGCAUAUCUCAGCGCACCUCCGCUGAACCUGACUCUCCGGCCCAGAGCAGUACCGAUUGGCGCCGAGAAUUCAACAACGCCUCCAGAUGCCGUAGCGGACAGAGAAGAGCGAAAUAAGUCGAUCCAGGAUCUGUAUCGACGACUACAAGCUGUCUUCCCCACGUUCGACCCCAAGAAGGAGCCGGCCUUCCGCACGGCGCCCUCGGGCCAGAAGCCGGGUAUUCCAAUGGCUCCGAGCCAGCAAGCCAGUCCCGCUGCCCAGAGGACGCCCCAGCUGCCAAAUAUGCCUGGCCCGCCAAUGAAUCUACAGCCCAACUUGGCUUUGCAGUAG
Molecule: messenger RNA, 1752 nt
Organism: Trichoderma aggressivum f. europaeum
Lineage: Eukaryota; Fungi; Ascomycota; Sordariomycetes; Hypocreales; Hypocreaceae
Exons: 4
Coding region: 1-1752 (583 amino acids)
Source: RefSeq, a predicted model, not a curated record